This is a messenger RNA of Triplophysa dalaica, 3456 nucleotides long. RefSeq names its product protein kinase C, eta, b (gene prkchb). The transcript has 14 exons. Lineage: Eukaryota; Metazoa; Chordata; Actinopteri; Cypriniformes; Nemacheilidae. Gene Ontology annotation, biological process: protein phosphorylation. The record is from RefSeq and is a predicted model, not a curated record. The coding region runs from base 451 to 2520 and encodes 689 amino acids. Gene Ontology annotation, molecular function: diacylglycerol-dependent serine/threonine kinase activity; ATP binding.
GAGAGAGAGGGAGAGAGAGAGCCUUUUCUAGCACACUCACGAUCAGAGAGAGAGAGAGAGAGAGAGAGAGAGAGACAGUGAGAGCGGUCCCACGGUCGAUUUCCUGCAAGGACGAAAGCUCAACAUUUAGCUGUUUGCUGUUUUUGACUGUUGUGAUUUUAUACUUUUUAUCCGGGUACGUUUGCGAAAAGACUUCUUUUAUGUUUUCGUUUGUGUAGAAACUUUCCUUGGCUAGUAAGGCUAUAUUACAGCUAACGUUACAGGAUAUUUAUAAGAAUUGAAAUUCUUCUAAGAUGUUCGUCUGGAGGAAUGGUCAGAAUUGACAUUUUGUUUCCCAUUGAUUCAUACUUAUUAUAUAUGACGUUCUAACUAAGUCUGCGAUUGCUAUUUUGUUUUGAUUAUUUGCAUCGAUUACAUAUCGAUUGUAUAAUACUGAAUGUUGGAGCUACUAUGCGAUUCAAAGGCUACUUGACGCUUCGUAUCGGUGAAGCGGUGAAUUUAAAACCGACACAUUUUUCAACUCGGCAUACGUUUCAAAAGAAAAGCCACCUGGAUCCCUACAUCGUUGUGAAAGUAGACAACGUGAAAGUUGGACAGACCGCCACAAAGGUGAAAACCGACAGACCCUCCUUCAACGAAGAGUUCUGUCCAUACAUCUCUAAUGGCAAUGAGCUGGAGCUGGCGGUGUUUCACAGCACCUCAAUUGGAUACGACAACUUUGUAUCCAAUUACAGGAUCCAGUUUGAGGAUUUAUUAACAUCAUCAAACAGCAGACAAACCUUCGAAGGAUGGGUGAAUCUUGAACCAGAGGGAAGUGUAUAUGUCUUCAUUUCUCUCACCGGCUCAUUUACAGAUGAUAAAGCUGUAGAUAUUGUAAUCAACAAGCAUCGAGAAUUCACCAGAAGGAGGCAGAAAGCUUUAAAGAGAAGAAAGGUACAUCAAGUCAAUGGCCAUAAAUUCAUGGCAACCUUCCUCCCUCAGCCUACAUUUUGCUGCCAUUGUAAAAACUUCAUCUGGGGUGUGUUUGGAAAGCAAGGUUAUCAGUGUCAGGUGUGCACAUGUGUGGUCCAUAAGAAGUGCCACGAUUUGGUUGUAACCGAGUGUCCACGUAUGAAGAAAUCUUAUGAGGAGGGCCAACCCCAGGGAUUCAGCAUCAACCUGCCGCAUCAGUUCAGAGAGCACAACUACAAAGUUCCCACGUACUGUAACCACUGCGGAUCUCUCCUUUAUGGAAUAGUGAAACAGGGUCUUCACUGCAAAAUUUGCAAGAUGAACGUCCAUAAACGCUGUAGGCAGAAUGUUGCACCAAACUGUGGCGUGAACAGCGCCGAGCUGGCCAGCAAACUGUCAGAGAUUGGUUUACAAGCAAGCAGACUCUCCGUGCGACAGUCUCAAAAGCACAUGACAGAAGUCCCUCCAAAAAGCUCUGUUAAAUCGACAAAAGGGGAGCAGGAGGAGGAAACUGUUACUGUGGGUUUGGAGGACUUCAGUUUCUUGCAGGUGCUGGGAAAAGGCAGUUUUGGAAAGGUGAUGCUGGCCCGUUUGAAAAGUGACCACAGGGUCUUUGCGGUGAAAAUGCUGAAGAAAGACGUCAUAUUGCAAGAGGAUGAUGUCGAAUCGACCAUGAUUGAGAAGAGAGUGCUGGCUUUGGCCCACCAGCACCCAUUCCUCACACAACUCUACUACUGCUUUCAGACCGCCGAGCGGUUAUUCUUUGUCAUGGAGUUUGUGAAUGGUGGUGACCUCAUGUUCCACAUCCAGAAGUCCAGACGUUUUGAAGAGCCACGAGCGCAGUUUUACGCCGCUGAGAUCACUUUGGCCCUUAGAUUCCUUCACUCCAAAGGCAUCAUUUACAGGGACCUGAAGCUGGAUAAUGUGCUCCUGGACCGAGAUGGCCACUGCAAACUGGCAGAUUUUGGCAUGUGCAAAAUGAACAUUUCAGAAGGAAGACUAACUAGCACUUUCUGUGGAACUCCAGAUUACAUUGCACCUGAGAUCAUCCUAGAGGAACCGUACGGUGUUUCAGUGGACUGGUGGGCUUUUGGCGUGUUGCUGUACGAGAUGCUGUCAGGUCAUGCUCCAUUUGAAGCAGAAACUGAAGACGAGCUUUUCGAGUGUAUCCUCAGAGAGGACGUCAUUUAUUCAUCUUGGCUCAGCAAUGAGGCAGAGGACAUUCUUAGAGGGUUACUCACCAGAGAGCCGCCCUGCCGGUUGGGUUGCAUGCCUAGAGAUGGAGGAGAAGAGGCCAUCGCUGCACAUCCGUUCUUUGUGGGACUCGACUGGGAGAAGCUGAGCAGACGAGAGAUCGGACCUCCAUUCACUCCUCGAAUAGAAUCUAUUGAGGAUGUCAACAAUUUCGACCCUGAUUUUACGCAAGAGGAACCCUCUCUUACGCCCAUAGAAGACGGACUUGUCCCUUUCAACGAGGACGACUUUAAUGACUUCACUUACACGGCACCAGAACUGCGAUCGCCCAACAAUAAGCCAGCACUGCCUUGUUUAUUAGAAAUACAUGGAUAACUAGUUUCAAUAAUUUGGCUCAUCGAAACGCGUCUAAAUCACUGCUUUCCAAACAAGCAUAUGUAUACCAGACGCUGGCUUCAGAAUUAAAGGUCAAAUAUGUCAAGAAUUGUUUGAAAACAUUGCAACUCAUUACUUCACAAGGACUAUCCUGACCAAAUAAAUGAUUUGUUUUGUGUAUUCCAAAAAGAACCAAUGCUUUUUGAAGUGUGCUUCGUAAUUCAUGUACGUGAAGCUUCACUUGUAUAAUAUGUUUGUAUAGUACACAAGCCGAGCUGUGCAGUGUUCAUUUGGUAUUUGUUACUAGGAUGAUAAUAUUUGUAUUCAUGCAGUUGCCAAGUGCUUUGUUUUGCAGCUUUGUUGUGAGCAUGGGAACAGUUUCUCCUUCCAACUUAAUUCAUUGUAACAACGUUAAGUUAUAUUAUAUAAGUUGUAUUGCAAACUAUAAAAGGUCUAUUUUAUGAACUGUGAAGAGAUAUUUGGUUUUCCAAUCUUGUAUUUCACUGUCAGUUUGUUUGGACAAAGAUUGAGGUUUAUGUAAACCUCACGUGACAGUGUGGGCAUAUCAUAUGUUCAUUACAUUGAAUUAUGGAUCGACGGAGCUUAACCUGUGGCAUGUGACAGAAGCGUGAAAUUUUAAUGAGAAAACCAAAAACACGCAUAUCCUUUACGCCUCAAAGGAACAGCAGAACUGAGAUCAUCAACCUAUCAAUUAUUCAUUAUCAUCUAUUCAUUUGCUGUUUUCACGAACUCAUCCUGUAUUUAAAGGCCUAAUGCACUGGAUCAUGUGUAAUGUGUAUCAGUGCUGCAGUGUUAAUGGGGUCCAUGUGUAAAGACUGUGAAGAGUAAACCACUAUCAUUUAAAUACGAUUCACUCAUUGUCAGCCCGCUUUCAUAUCAGCAAGUUACUAACUUAGAUAAAAUACUUUUAAAACA